Messenger RNA from Cantharellus anzutake, 3299 nucleotides. RefSeq lists its product as uncharacterized. NCBI's taxonomy places the organism in Eukaryota, Fungi, Basidiomycota, Agaricomycetes, Cantharellales, Hydnaceae. The record is from RefSeq and is a predicted model, not a curated record. The coding region runs from base 90 to 3299 and encodes 1069 amino acids. Gene Ontology annotation, molecular function: protein binding. The transcript has 6 exons.
UCCAACUCUGCAGCACUAAAGGAACCGAUACAUUACCUCACCAUGACACAAAUCAAUCUGCUCUACUUGCACUUCCCUCAGAGUGCCUCAUGCAUGUCACAUCUACUCUGGAUCCCAAAUCUUUUUAUUCGCUUUCAAUGGCCAAUCGUGCCCUUUUCGAGCAUGUUUCUAAUGACAGGACGUGGAAGAUUGCUUUCUCGGUCCAGUUCCUUGGCCUCGAGCCUGAAUCCGAGAUCGAUGAUCCAAAGGGGAAGGCCUUACUUCUUAGACGGAUCGAGUCAUCGUGGAAGAAAGAGUUCAUUGCCCGAUGGGCCUUAUUAAGGCGUUUGCGCGAUUCACGAUCCCCCACCAUUAGCCAUACCCCACAUCACGGGAUUAUAUCGUCUAUGAUGCUCUUGAACGACCGGGCUUCGCUUUUGACCUCCUCCCUUGAGCAUGGUGUAGUUUCUCGGAGCAUCCCUUUCACGGGAAAAGUCUUGAAGGGUCAUUUAGAUACUCACGGAUCGCUCAAUGGAAUUGGCAAUCCUAAUGCCGAAUUCCCGCCAGGAGUGUCUGUUAUUGGGAUGUACCCCUCGCCUCAAGGUGUUUCAGCCCCCUCGUCCCAGUCGACCCCAAGGGUAGUCUGGGGAUUUUUUGAUGGAUGCAUCGCAUGUACGACUGCCCCAAAAGUCAUGAGUCUUGAUAAGAGCGCACGGUCUGCAAAAUUUGUUCGCUGCCGCGUGCAAGACAUGCAUCCAGGCGUUGUAUCUUCGGUUGCUUUCGGAGAGGAAGGCGUUAUUCUGGGAGGAAUAAUAAAUGACUCUUUGUCAUUUGUCAGUGCAUGCAGGAUGGGCGUAGUCAAAUUAUGGGAGUCCAAAUCGAUGACUUGCCUUUGGACUGGCUCUGUUGUCGAGCUUGGGGAUACACCUCACCUUGCUUCUCUCGGGGACUCGCAACUGGCAAUUCAGAAGGUAGCCUACGACGCUGUUGCCGGCCAUAUCGUCGCCGCUUUGCAGUGCGGGGACGUCGCUCUCUGGUCUGGAAUGGAUGUGCGAGUCAAGGCAUGUGGCCCCAGUUCUGCUCCAACGCCAUCCGUGACCCCCGUUUCACUCACCGCAUUCGAUACUUCGAAGCUCGAGUUCAGGUUCCUUCGUUCUACCCGUCUCACAAGACCUUCCGCUGCUAGUGACAUAACCGUAUCCAUGUUAUCCGCCGACCGUGGUGUCCCUAAUUGUCUUUUUCUCCAAAAAUCUCAAAUUAAAGGCUGCUCGUAUCACGUGCCGGAUGAGUUACGAUUUGGCGUGUCGUACACGGGGGAGCCUGGCUUCUAUCGCUUUGCCAUUAGUUUCCGAUCAGCAGACGAUAUAGUUGCUCAGGACAUCGUGCCGUAUCCAGUCCAGUCCAGUAAUGUCACAAAGUUUUCCGGUAUCUCAGCAAGCAGUACAAUCACUCUCUUCGCGAACCUGGUUCCGAUCUCUCAUACGCAACAGGAUGCGCCCACUCGUCCCGACUCAGUGUCUGAAAUGUUGGUAAUGGCAUCUUCUAAGGGUGUAGAUGUUUCGACCCCACCUAACUUCCCCAUCGCUUCGCCAUCACUAGCCCUAUCUACUUCUAUAUCGACCAGUGUUACAGAGCAACAAGGCCCCAAGCCGCGGAGCUUUGUCGUUGGCGGCGACACUUUGGGGUUCGUCAGCAUCUGGGAUUGGGAUAGCAUAGGAGUCUCUGAUUCAGACAGAUGCACGUAUCCUGUGACAAAAGCAAGAUACCGAUGGGAAGCUUACAAUGAUGCCUCUGUGACAGCAAUUGGAAUGAGUGAAACCGCUAUAGCGACAGGGAGUUCGAGCGGCAGGCUCAGUCUUUGGAACCUAGCAACGUUUGAGCUCAUUCGUUCUUUCAUGCCUCUUAAACGAAGCACUCAACCCCACAGUCACAUCACGCAACCUGGUCCAGAUUUGGCGGUGUCCCAAAUCAUUUUUGGGCACGAAGUCCUUGUGGCCAGUAUCGGAAAUAGGGCGGUAGCAUGGCGGGCUUUGCUCGGGGAAUCAGAAGCCAAGUCUACUCUGAAGUCCAAAAGAAGACGAGGGAAUAACGCGACUGCGAAAUGGCACCUACAGAUGGAACUGAGAAACGAUAUCGCUGAGUCUCGCAAAGAGCUGGACGAUGAACACACUACCUCCCUGAUGGCUCAUAAUCGAUUGCGGGAUCAAGUGAGCACCAUGCAAGAGCUUGGCUUGGAUGAGAUCGAGGCAGUUGAAUACGCCCUCAUGCUGAGCCGUGAUGAAGAAGAAGCAAGGAUUCGUGCCAAUGUGGCCGAGAGGCUCACCCAGUCUAUUGAAAGCGAUGAUGGACCCUUCAGCGACGAUAUCCUGGACGUCCCUGGGACGUGCUGCGACAAUUCCGAGUCCAUCCCGUCUCUUGGAGAUCCGACUCCCGAGGCUGUGUCGUUCUCAUCAAUUCCUGAUGCUACACAUUCACAAUCCCCUCACCUUUCUACUCCUAUCCCAUCCCCUCCUGUUUCUGCUCGUGUACCGCCGUCAUCAGUUUCUUUUCCAAUCUUGGCAUGCUCUCUUUCUCCCAGGAGCUUUGGAAGUCCAAAGAUCAUGGUGUCUCCGAGGACGCGCCUCGAACCCACGGGGGCAGGGAGCUCCUUCAUUGUGGAUGCAUCCCUCUUGUGCCUAAGUCCACAUCAUGGGGACUCAAUGGCUCAGUCUUCCAGCACGACAAAUAUCGCCUCCAUCGAUAACACCACAGAUACUCACACAUCACGUCCGCGGCCAUCAACUAUGUCGGCCAAUCAAGCUGCAGGGCUAGAAUUGGCCUCAGGAUGGCCGCCUGUAGCACCGUCAUCCGUCUCCGCAUCACCUGCCCCUGAAGCAACACCGUCAAGUAGUACAGGAAGGUCUUGGAGUGCCGUAGUCUGCUCCCCCGUGCCACCUGCUUUGCUCCCUACCUGUGCUAUACCGGCAUCCACUGCGAACGUGCAACCUGUGGAGCCUAUUUUCACCAAUAGCUCGGCUGCAAUUGCGCAAGGUGGUUCGUAUGCAGCAAAGGCGUCCUCCGGAGGAGCAAGUCUAGUCAAUUCAGCGUCGGGGGGCGUUCGCGCUCGACCUUCUCUUCUCACCGCGAGCCUUGCGGGACACAAUUUGACUCAGCCGGUUUCGGCAAAAGACAAACACGACCGGACAUUAGUUGUUCGUCCAAGAGCCAUGUCUCAUGAUAGAAGUAUCCCUAUUUUAGCGCCCUUAACGCGGGAGGCGGAAGACGCUGAACUUGCACUCGCGCUAGAAAUGAGUCUGGCUGAGGCUGGUGUGAAAGCGUAG